UGCAAGUGUCCGAGGGGCCUUUGAACGCACCAGGGAGGGAGGACCUUGUCAGUAUCAGCAGGCUGCUUCUCGGCCGUUCGACCUGAUUACGGGUCCUUCGGAAAAAGGGAGACCACGGGAGGGAAACUCGCUACUUUGAGACCCUACUUCUGAGAGAGAUGGCUGCAAUCAGAAAGAAACUGGUGAUAGUUGGAGAUGGUGCUUGUGGGAAAACCUGUCUGCUGAUUGUCUUCAGUAAGGACCAGUUCCCUGAGGUCUACGUUCCCACUGUGUUUGAGAACUACAUCGCUGACAUUGAAGUUGAUGGCAAACAGGUCGAGUUGGCAUUGUGGGAUACAGCAGGUCAGGAAGACUAUGACAGACUGAGGCCUCUCUCCUACCCUGACACAGAUGUAAUCCUCAUGUGCUUCUCCAUCGACAGCCCCGACAGUUUAGAGAACAUUCCUGAGAAAUGGACACCUGAAGUGAAACACUUUUGUCCAAAUGUCCCAAUCAUCCUCGUGGGCAACAAGAAGGACCUUAGGAAUGAUGAACACACACGCAGAGAGCUGGCCAAGAUGAAACAGGAACCAGUAAAACCUGAGGAGGGAAGAGACAUGGCCAACCGCAUCAGUGCCUUUGGCUACCUGGAGUGCUCAGCCAAAACCAAGGAUGGUGUGCGGGAUGUGUUUGAGAUGGCGACCAGAGCAGCUCUGCAGGUCCGCAAGCGUAAGAAGAGGGGUGGCUGCCAGAUUCUGUGAAAGGCCAUAAGUGUGUUGGCCACUCAGCACCUGAGGGAGGACCCCCCCCCAAAAAAAAAAAAAAAAACACACAGAGCAAACCUAGAGAAACCU
This is a messenger RNA of Archocentrus centrarchus (flier cichlid), 833 nucleotides long. Its product is annotated as rho-related GTP-binding protein RhoA-D. The transcript is spliced from 5 exons. NCBI's taxonomy places the organism in Eukaryota, Metazoa, Chordata, Actinopteri, Cichliformes, Cichlidae. Gene Ontology annotation, molecular function: GTPase activity; GTP binding. Gene Ontology annotation, biological process: small GTPase-mediated signal transduction. The record is from RefSeq and is a predicted model, not a curated record. Bases 159 to 740 code for a protein of 193 amino acids.